Messenger RNA from Pelmatolapia mariae (spotted tilapia), 2754 nucleotides. RefSeq names its product neuronal acetylcholine receptor subunit non-alpha-2-like. NCBI's taxonomy places the organism in Eukaryota, Metazoa, Chordata, Actinopteri, Cichliformes, Cichlidae. The record is from RefSeq and is a predicted model, not a curated record. The transcript has 6 exons. Gene Ontology annotation, molecular function: acetylcholine-gated monoatomic cation-selective channel activity; acetylcholine receptor activity. Gene Ontology annotation, biological process: monoatomic ion transmembrane transport; regulation of membrane potential; nervous system process. Gene Ontology annotation, cellular component: synapse; plasma membrane; neuron projection. The coding region runs from base 301 to 1761 and encodes 486 amino acids.
GGGAAUCCCUCCACCACCUCCUUCAUCCUCCCCGCUCCCUCCCUCCUCCUGCCCCGUCCACCGACAGCGGCGCUUCCCGUGACGCCUCGAACGGAAUCAGAUUCGGACACAUGCGCUCUCACAUCAGGUCCCUGCCCCCUGAUACACGGCAGCAGUAACGGGGUUACUUUCCGUAUACCGUCUAGUUCCAGCACUGAUGGGAACCUCGGGGUCUAAGACAUAUCGGUGUGCAUAGCCUUCUUCUCCAGCUGAUCAGCAGUUAUUAACAGGAGGCUGUCAGAGCUCUCCCCGGACAAUACCAUGAAGUUAGAAGUCCUUCUUCUCCUCCUGUUGGGUUUUUGCAAGCUGUCCCCCGCGAAGAUUGCCGCUCCAAAUGAGUUUGUGUCCUUGGCGGAGAUGGAGGAUGCUUUAUUGAAGAACCUUUUCCAAGGCUAUCAGCGCUGGGUUAGGCCAAUCCAGCGUGCCAAUGACACUAUUAAAGUACGCUUUGGACUCAAGAUCUCUCAGCUGGUCGAUGUGGAUGAGAAAAAUCAGCUAAUGACAACUAAUGUUUGGCUGUGGCAGGAAUGGAUUGAUUACAAGCUGCGAUGGAAUCCAGAUAAAUACGGAGGAAUCACCUCCAUCAGAGUUCCUUCAGAAAAUAUCUGGCUCCCAGACAUCGUCCUGUAUGAGAAUGCUGAUGGGCGGUUUGAGGGUUCCCUGAUGACCAAAGCUAUUGUGAAGUACAACGGGGCCAUCACCUGGACACCACCUGCCAGUUACAAAUCUGCCUGCACCAUGGAUGUCACUUUUUUCCCUUUUGACCGCCAGAACUGCUCCAUGAAGUUUGGGUCCUGGACCUAUGAUGGCAGCAUGGUGGACUUGGUUCUCAUGGACAACCAGGUUGAUCGGAAAGACUUCUUUGAUAACGGGGAGUGGGAGAUACUCAGUGCUACUGGUGCCAAAGGAAACAGAAAAGAUGGCUUGUUAUCCUAUCCCUUCAUCACAUACUCCUUCAUCCUGAAGAGACUGCCUUUGUUCUACACGCUGUUCCUAAUCAUCCCUUGUUUGGGUUUGUCCUUUCUGACUGUCCUGGUCUUUUACCUCCCCUCAGAUGAAGGAGAGAAGCUUUCACUCUCUACCUCCGUCCUAGUGUCACUUACUGUGUUCCUGCUGGUCAUUGAAGAGAUUAUUCCCUCCUCCUCCAAGGUCAUACCCCUGAUCGGAGAGUACCUCCUCUUCAUCAUGAUUUUUGUCACCCUCUCCAUCAUCGUCACUGUCUUUGUCAUCAAUGUCCACCACCGCUCCUCAGCCACUUACCACCCAAUGUCACCAUGGGUUCGAAACCUCUUUCUUCAAAAACUGCCCAGAAUGCUGUGCAUGCGAGGGCACACUGACCGCUACCACUACCCAGAGCUGGCUCCCGAAAGCCCUGAGCUGAAGUCUCGCUCUGGAGGUCGGAGAGGCCAGAAGACAAACAGUGGUUCGCACGGACCGACGACUUCUGAUGGGAAGGACGAAGAAGCCUGGGGUACUAUGUUGGAGAAAGCCAUCUAUUCGGUGCGCUACAUCAGCAGACAUAUCCGUAAAGAACACUUCAUCCGUGAGGUGGUACAAGACUGGAAGUUUGUGGCCCAGGUGUUAGACAGAAUCUUUCUUUGGGCUUUCCUCACUGUCUCAGUAUUAGGCACCAUCCUUAUCUUCACUCCAGCUCUGCAGAUGUUCAUGAAAAUCCCUCCUCCAACUCCAAGUGAGGAACAAGCUUCAGAGCCGUUACACUGACGAGGCAACUGAUCAUCUGCCUUCAAAGAAAACAUUUUUUAAACAUGGUACCACUGAGCAAGAAGAGCCCACUGCAGGCACUUUAACAGAAAGAGUCAGAUAGUCAACAAAAGCCUGUAAAAACCACUGUGUAAAAUAUACAUGCGAAUAAGUCAUCAAGUCACUGUGUCUGUUUUGUCAAUAUCAUAACGUUUCAUCUGAUUAUAUUGGCAUUUUAUUCUGGUUUAAGAUAUAUAUGACAACCUCAGUAAACAGUAGUCUCACCUGUGUUCAUUUUCAGUUCGCAAAUUGCCAAAAUAAAAAACAACAACAAAGAAAUGCUUCAUAAACUCUACACCAAAUGGUAUUUAGCUAUCAAUAUACAAGAUUAAGGUAAAACCCCAUAAUUGCCUUAUUUUUUAUGUUUUUAACCAACAUCAUAUUUAAUUUGAUAUUUUUAUUCUUGAAAUACUUUUUUUUCAAAUUCAAAACAAAUUUCUACUCGGGAAUUUUAAUUAAAUAAAACAUCUGUGAGGGCGUUGUCAAAGCUAAGUCAGAUGAACUGACUUAUUGCGGAAAAUGAUAGCCCUGAUUUGGCCCUCAGGCUGUAUGUUGAGUAUCACCACACUGAAGCUUAAAAAUUGUGCUGCUCUGUUUCAGUAGCAUUUACUGAUUUGUCAGUUGUGUCCUCAUCAGAUACAUUUUUCUCACAGCAGAAAAAGAAUACAUUUAAAGUAACAAAGUGUACUGGAUUAAUGAAAACAACCCAUAAAAGUUUGUUGUUUUUAUUGUUUCGAUGUACCUAAUCAAACCAAUAAAGCUGGUUUAAAUACACAAGCCUGUUUAAGAUAAUGCUGUUUUUAGACUCGCUUAGAAUUCAGCAAAAAACAUAUUUGCUCAUCAUGUUGUGUGCAAAAUUGAAGUCACUGCAGUGUCACAAAUGGUAUGACUUAUCCCCCUCAAACAGGAUCAUUUCAAUGAUGUAGUUUUGGCUGAAAUCUGUGAAGUAAAAUC